CAAACACCUGCUUUGCUGCUAGCACCUCUGCGAUCAAAAAAUCCUGCCGUGCUGCGGGGCUGAGUGCGCACCAUGUCCGACUACACCUACGAGGACCGCCCGCGGCGCCACCGCGGCGUCCGGGAGCGCGAGCCUGAGUAUGUAGAGACGACCUACGUCGAGCGCGGCGGCCGAGGCGCCCCAGUGCGCGACCUCGUCUACCGCCCAGCCCGCGAGGACAGCAUCGAGGACAUUCCGCGCGACUUCCCGCCGCCGGGCGCCGAAUUCAGGCAGACCAAGUACCGUGAGAGCUACGAGCCGCCGCGCCGCGCCCGCUCGGCGCGCGGCGACCACUAUGACGACGACUACUACUACCGCGGACGCCGUGGCCCCCGUGAGCCGGACUACUACUCUGACGAGUACGAGCGGCCCAAGCGCCACCGUCGCAAGUCCAUCGUCGACAAUGUCAAGGAGAUUGGCGAGGGCCUUGGUCUUGGGGGCGUCGUUGCCGCAGUCACUGGAAAGAGCCGCUCCCGCUCCCGACACCGGAAAGAUCGCGGCUAUGACAGCGAUCGAUACGCAGACCGUGGAUACUACGACGACCGUCGCAGCCGCCGCUAUAGCGACAGCUCCAGCGACCGGAGCCGAAGCCGACAUGGGGGGAAGAGCGACAAGAAGUGGGAGCAGGCCGCCAAAGCCGCUCUGGUUGCCGGGGCCGUCGAAGCCUUCCGCAGCCGCAAAACUCCCGGUCCCUGGACUGGCGAGAAGGGCCAGCGAAUUGCCACUGCUGCCCUUGGUGCCGCCGGUAUCGACAGCCUUGUAGACAAGAACCCAGAGAAGCACGGCAAGCGACACGUUGCCGAAGCCGCCCUCGGUGGCCUUCUCGCAAACCGUGUUGCCAAUGGUCCUCGCUCCCGAUCUCGCGAUGGUAGCCCUUCCGGAUCCCGCUCGCGCUCUCGAUCCAGGUCUCUCUUCAGUCGCUCCCGAUCCCGUGGACGCUCUGCUUCUCGUGGCCGUGAUGGAGGUGGUGGUGGCGACGCUCUUGGCAAACUCGCUGGUGGUGGAGCAAUUCUCGCAGCAGGCAAAGCCCUAUACGACCGCGUGCGUUCAAAGUCGCGCUCCAGGCGUGAUCGCUCCCGCAGCGCAGACAGCGCCGACAGCUACGACCCGCCUUCCCGACGCCAUCGCGCACACAGCCGAGGCCGCA
Messenger RNA from Trematosphaeria pertusa, 1186 nucleotides. RefSeq lists its product as uncharacterized. The annotation marks the transcript as partial. The record is from RefSeq and is a predicted model, not a curated record. The transcript has a single exon. NCBI's taxonomy places the organism in Eukaryota, Fungi, Ascomycota, Dothideomycetes, Pleosporales, Trematosphaeriaceae.